UAUCUUCUUCUUUUCAUAUAAAUAUAAAUUUGAUCACGCAGAUCAGAGGACUUGAAAUUCUAUAUAAGAAGGCGAGAUGGGGGCGAAGAUGUCGAAUGGACGGACUCCAAUCAGCCAUAGAUCUUCUCCUCGUAACACCGAUGAUGCUGCAACCACUCCUUUCUCAACGAGAUAUGGAAGAAUUCCCGAUAAUUAUCAAACUAUCGAGCAAGUUACGCAAGCGCUUGCUGAAUCCGGACUCGAAUCCUCUAAUCUAAUAGUAGGCAUCGACUUCACCAAGAGCAACGAAUGGACAGGGAGGGAUUCCUUCGAUGGAAGGUGUCUUCACCACCUCAGCGAUGGCUUGAAUCCGUACCAGCACGCCAUCUCCAUCAUUGGAAGGACACUCUCACGUUUCGAUGAGGAUAAUCUCAUCCCAUGUUUUGGCUUUGGCGAUGUCACUACUCAUGAUCAAGAUGUGUUCAGCUUCUAUUCGGAUAACAGGCCUUGUGAUGGUUUCGAGGAGGCAGUAUCUCGUUACAGAGAGAUCGUUCCACAUGUUCGGUUAUCAGGGCCUACGUCGUUUGCUCCAAUAAUCGAGACUGCUAUGGGAAUAGUUGAUCGAAGUGGUGGGCAAUAUCAUGUUCUUUUGAUCAUAGCUGAUGGCCAAGUCACAAGAAGCGUAGACACGGAAGUCGGACAGCUAAGUCCACAGGAGCAAAGCACAGUUAAUGCAAUAGUGAAAGCAAGCGAGUACCCGUUGUCCAUUAUCGUGGUUGGAGUUGGAGACGGGCCAUGGGAUGUGAUGCGUGAGUUUGAUGACAACAUCCCAGCCAGAGCCUUUGACAAUAUACAGUUUGUGAAUUUCACAGAAAUCAUGUCAAGAAAUAUCCCUCUGCCUCAGAAGGAAACUGAGUUUGCCUUGGCUGCAUUGAUGGAAAUCCCUUUACAAUACAGAGCAACUUUGGAACUCAAACUCUUGGGCAACCAGAGAGGACAUGGCGUAACCCUCCCGUUGCCACCCCCAUCGCGCAACUUGAGGUCAAAUAGCGAUAUAACCUUGAGCCGUUCAAGCAGCUACAGCCAAACCUUUUCAAGUAGAUAUCCUCCAUCUCCUGUUUCCACUUCAAGCUCUUCAAAUCAAAGGAGGUGUCCCGUUUGUUUCUACAACAAACGAAAUCUUGCACUUGGAUGUGGACAUCAGACGUGCCAUGACUGUGGGGAAGAAUUGAGCUGGUGCCCUAUUUGUCGGACAGAGAUAACAACAAGGAUAAAGCUUUAUGACUAAGCUCACAAAGCCAAUGUUAAAACACCAGAUAUGAUAUGUGUGAUUGAGUAGUGAUUUGUAUGUCUAUAUAAAGCAUUGCACACCGAGUUUGUCCUAAUUUUAAUUGCAAUUACAGAUUUAGUAAACAGUAAACUGUAUUUGUAAACAUCAUGUGUGUCAGUUUUUUUUUUUUUUUUACUUGAGAGAAGAUCUUAUUCAUUUGACAUCAAAAUGCUAUGUAUUUAAGAUUCAUAAA
Salvia hispanica is the source of this 1502-nucleotide messenger RNA. RefSeq names its product E3 ubiquitin-protein ligase RGLG2-like. Gene Ontology annotation, cellular component: nucleus. Gene Ontology annotation, biological process: protein ubiquitination. Gene Ontology annotation, molecular function: ubiquitin-protein transferase activity. The record is from RefSeq and is a predicted model, not a curated record. Lineage: Eukaryota; Viridiplantae; Streptophyta; Magnoliopsida; Lamiales; Lamiaceae.